CAGCGAACUCUGCAAGGUGCAAGGUGCAAGGUGCAAGGAAAUUGGGUUGAGAAUCGAAGAUGAGUUCCAGCGAAGCAGUUGGCACCACGAAGAAGGGCGGAAGAGGCAAGCCAAAGACCUCAAAGUCGGUCUCCAGGUCGGCCAAAGCCGGGCUCCAAUUCCCCGUCGGCCGUGUCGCUCGUUACCUGAAGGCCGGCCGCUACGCCCAGCGCGUGGGCUCCGGUUCCCCCGUUUACCUCUCUGCAGUUCUGGAAUACCUCGCCGCUGAGGUUUUGGAGCUCGCGGGGAACGCUGCGAGGGACAACAAGAAGAGUCGGAUCAUUCCCAGGCAUAUUCAGCUUGCGGUGAGGAACGACGAGGAAUUGAGCAAGCUUAUGGGGUCUGUGACUAUUGCAAACGGUGGCGUUUUGCCCAACAUUCACCAGAAUUUGCUGCCGAAGAAGGCCGGGAAGGGCAAGGGCGAGAUCGGAUCUGUUAGUCAGGAAUUUUAGUUGAAUAGGAUUGGAUUGGAUGAUGUAUAGUCCUUCUAUUUCUCUGAUUAAUUUCUUCUCAUCAGACUACCUAUCUUAUUAUAUCUCUACUGCUUUUCAUCGUCUUUCUUUCGGUGCUUCCUCUCUUAUUAUCUCAAUUCGCCAUUAUACAAAAUUAAUGUGUAUUUUGUUUUUCUUUUUACCA
This is a messenger RNA of Cajanus cajan (pigeon pea), 675 nucleotides long. Its product is annotated as histone H2AX. The record is from RefSeq and is a predicted model, not a curated record. Gene Ontology annotation, molecular function: protein heterodimerization activity; DNA binding; structural constituent of chromatin. Gene Ontology annotation, cellular component: nucleosome. Lineage: Eukaryota; Viridiplantae; Streptophyta; Magnoliopsida; Fabales; Fabaceae.